CGUCGCCGCGGCCGCACGCGCACGUCGCGCCAUGACACGCCCCCUGUUGCCCGUGCUCGCGCUCGCGCUCGCCGCCCUCGCCAUCGUAGCCGCCGACGCCACAGACGAUCUAUCGCGACCCCGAAUCCUAGAUUUCAACCCAUGGUCAUGGUUGCCCAGUAACAGUAACCGAUCACCUUCAGUCAUGGAUUAUUUUUUCCCACCUUCCCGAACACCGAAGAAUUCCAAUCUCGAUCCCCCGGCCGAUCGUUCGCCGCCCAAAAUGUAUACGACCAUCGCCGACACGUUGACUACGGGGAAUCAGGAACAUCCCACUACCCUGAGUCGUAAAUCUGGUAGCAAAUCUAAAAUAACCGCAUCACCAACUCGCAUAACCGCAUCCCUUAAAACUAAGAAAAACGCACAUAAAACUGUCGAUACGGAAAUAUCACCUGAAUCAAAGACCACGCCGCCUGUUAUGUCCAACAAUGUGACUCAAGCUCCGAUCCAGGUGGUGGUUACGACGACCACCGCUAGACCAACAAAGCACUAUACCAUCCGGCCGUUGAUUCGGACUACAGCUACGGAUACUGUGGAAACAGAAUCAACUUUGAACACGGAGAGCGACAGCACUGAGACGGUUGCAGUAUUUGAUACGGCCGGCACGACCGCCGAAAAUGUUAAAGUCACGCCUACGUUUAGUACCACUGAAAGUCGAUCUGAAACAGGAACGGCUAGUACUGGCACAGAGUCGACCACCUUAGUGGACAGUACGCUGGCGGAAGAACCCGACAGCCGCGAAGGUUACUUACCCCUACGGGACAAGCCGCCGCAGACACACGUCAAGAUCAAUGAACAGACUAAAAAAGAGACAGUACCGCUGCCCGCCGGCUCCACUUCUGUGUUAGCGAAGCCGACGAAAUACCACUACUAUCCUCAUAAUCAACACAUUUACCUACUGCCAGAGUGUGCUAUACAACAGGUGUGCAAUGCGGUAUACGUUCGCUUGAACUAUACACAGCCGCUAUGCGCGUGCCCAGCGCGCUACCGGGACCCUUGCUCGGCGAGCCUUAACGCGGAUGACCUGCAUACCACGCGCCUCACCACCGACUCCAAAAAGAAGUACGCGAAGAAAGCGGUAACAUUAGUAAAGACAUGCGAAGCAGUGUCCGAAAUGAGAGAAUGUCGCGCGCCAAGAGACUGGUCGUUGUUAGCUCUACAGAACAUAAGAACUGGGAAAUCACACUACUUGGUGAUCUGUCGAUGUCCAGACACUCAUAUAUUAGAGGGACCUAUGACGCAUGACCAGCCAACAUACGCAUCUGUUCCGGGUAUUAGAGUGUAUGGCAUGAUGUGUGUACGACCAUCUCCAGCCUUUCAAUCAGGUUACAAAGGAAAUAGAUAUACUAGCCCUUCAAGCACCACCAGCUCUUACAAAGUGGAUUAUUCUCAACCACACUCUUACUCAGAUAAGCCAGUCUACAACCGCUUCCAGUCGCACAGCUUUAUCGACUCUAAUUACUACAACAGAAGGUCGAGAGCCGCUCGUAUGCGACGAAUGGCUAGCCUAUACCCACCAUUUCCUUGGGACAAGGUUCAAGAACUAACACAAUCUUUACAUUGGACCAAUUAGGUUAUCAAAUGAGUUUCCACUGUCGUUACACUUUUACAUUAUUGCCAUCUCUAUUAUUCUGUAUGUUAAAAACAGAGAGAUAUGUAUGACGACGGUUGAAAUCAUAGAUAUGUUUAAGUUAUGUUGGGUUCAAAUAGGCCAUUGUAAUCUAAACGCCUUUUUGAAUUCAACGAAUACAUUAAUAGUAUUACGUACGCAAUUUUAAAACGCUUUACGAGUAUAUAGGCCAGGCCAUUCAAUUAAUGUUUGUAUUCAACGCCGAUGUAUAGUUUCCAUUCCGUAUGUUACAAAGGGAGGCAUAUAUAGAAAGUAAGUGCUUAAUUUAAAUUUCUAAGCCAGUUAUAUUGAUUAAAAAUUGCAUAGUUUUUUGUGUACACUGCAAGCCAUUUGUAGUGUUCAAAACAGUAUUUGAUUUUUUUUAACAUAUUUUAUGAUAGAAAAAAAAUAUGUUAUCCCCACCAAAACACGAUAUUAAAAAGGAAAAAAAUUACUCAACAAUAUAAUGUGAUAAGUUCUGUUAGGUGAUGAAAUUAUGUAAUUUCAAUGCAUUUAUAACUAUUUAAGUAAUUAGUUGAUAAA
Messenger RNA from Papilio xuthus (Asian swallowtail), 2191 nucleotides. RefSeq names its product doublesex cognate 73A (gene dsx-c73A). Bases 32 to 1612 code for a protein of 526 amino acids. The transcript is spliced from 6 exons. Lineage: Eukaryota; Metazoa; Arthropoda; Insecta; Lepidoptera; Papilionidae. The record is from RefSeq and is a predicted model, not a curated record.